Acanthosepion pharaonis is the source of this 690-nucleotide messenger RNA. The record is from the annotation of a GenBank genome assembly. Lineage: Eukaryota; Metazoa; Mollusca; Cephalopoda; Sepiida; Sepiidae.
AUGUCUUCCUCUUGCUUUUCUUCUGUUCCUUUUUUCUUCUUUCUUUUUUUCUUUUUCCCUUUUCCUUCUUCCAUAUAUUCUUCCUUUCACUUCUACUAUGACUACUACUACUUCUUCAAUGUCUUCCUAUUUUCCUUUUUAUUACAUAUUUUCUUCUUAUUUUUCUUCGAUAUAACCGCUAAUUUCCUCUUCUUCCUCCUCUUCUUCUUCUUCUUCUACUCCUAUUCAUACUUCUUCUUCUUCAUCCUCCUUUAUUUACCAAUUCUUCUUCUUCCUCUUCUUCUUUUCUUCUAUCCUAUUCAGUUUUCUUCUUCUUCUUCUUCUUCCUUUUCUUUUUUCUUCUUCUUCAACUUUUUUCUUCUUUUCUUCUUAAUUAUUCUUCAAAUUCUUCUUUUCUUCUUCUUAUUUUACUUCUUUUCUUCUUUAACUUCUUCCACUUUUUUUUUUCUUUCUUCUCCUAAUAAAAUCUUCUAUCCACCAUUUCUUCUUUUCUUCUUUCUUCUUUUCUUUUUUCUUCUUCUUUUUCUUCUUCCUUUUCUUCUUCUUCUUCCACUUCUUCUUUUUCUUAUUUUUCUUCUUCUUUUCUUUUCUUCUUCUUCUUUUUUUUUCUUUUCUUCUUCUUCUUUUUCAUUUUCUUCUUUCAUUUCUUUUUCAAAGACUUCUUCUUUCUUUUUUUAUUCUUCUUUUUAG